Molecule: messenger RNA, 2856 nt
Organism: Acytostelium subglobosum LB1
Lineage: Eukaryota; Evosea; Eumycetozoa; Acytosteliales; Acytosteliaceae
Exons: 4
Coding region: 1-2856 (951 amino acids)
Biological process (GO): mismatch repair; nucleotide-excision repair
Cellular component (GO): nucleus; cytoplasm; XPC complex
Molecular function (GO): damaged DNA binding; single-stranded DNA binding
Source: RefSeq, a predicted model, not a curated record
AUGGAACAAGAAGAUGAUGAUAUAGAUGGAAUUGAGUGGGAAGAACACGAUACGACGACUGCUGACAACAACAAUGAAGAUGGUGAUGACAACUUAAUGGAUCACGAUACUCUUGGUGGUGGAGACCUAGAUCUUGGCAGUCUUGAUACUGUCACAACAACCUCAUCGCUCACCUCUUCCGCAGCCUUCCUAGGCUCGUUGUCUUCCUCUACAACCACAACGCCCCCUGCCACACUUGACAAUGAUGACUCAAUGGACAUAUUGAUUGACUUUGAGAAGAAAGCCAAGAAGCCUGCAAAAACAUUCUUUGAGAAGCAGUUGAUCAAGAAGGAGAAGCAUGAGACGUUGAACCUUCACAAGUCUAUCAUAUUGUCUCACAUUGUCAACUUUAGAUACACUGCCAGAAUCCUUGACAACAAUAUGUUGCUUCAUUCAUUGGUCCUCUCUCUUAUUCCACAUCCAUUCUUCAUGUUUAUCAAUCAAAGUGGCACACCAUCAUCAUCAGACUCUCAUCAAACUCAAUCACCUCUCUCAUUGCUACUACCUGAUCUACUUGAUUGGUUCCAUUCAAUCUUCAAGAUUGAUCAUUCACACAAGUUGCCAUCAUUGUCAAUCAAUGGAACAAACACCAACAUCAACAACGACAACAACAACAAUAACAACAACAACAAUGAGGUGAUUGAUGUGGACAAACUUGCGUUAAAGAAGAAGAAGAAGUUACCUGGAUUGGUGGCAUUGUUGGUGGAUCAGUUACGUUCGGGCAUUCUAUCACCUCACAGCUUUACUCAGCUGUUCUAUGUAGUUUGCAAGCUCAUUGGAGUACCAGACUGUCGCCUUGUUGUUGCCAUCAAGACACCAAUGGCAACACCAAUCACUCCAACCAAACAAAGACAGUUAAAGUCAUCAUGUGAGAUGAAGGAGCGCAAAGUGCAGUCACCAAAGAGAGAGCGCAAACCAAAGAAGGAGGGAAAGCAGUCAAAGAAGGUGGAUGACGAUGGGGAUGAGGCAGAAGAGACUGAUACAAGUUCAAGUGAAUCAGAGCCAAGUGAUAGAGAUGUGAGUGACUCGGACCAUUCCGAUGUUGACUCAGAUGUCAGCGACUUCAUUCCAGCACCAAUCGUUACAAAGAGACAACAAGCAAUGAUACUAAAGAGGCAAGCAUCAGCAGCAACCGCCACACCUCAGACCACUCCAUCCAAGAAGUCACCAAAGAAAAGGGUGGCACCAGAGAGCGAGUCUGAGUCAGAGUCUGGCUCAGAGUCAGAGGAGCAGUCAGACUCACAGCAAGAGAGUGAGGAUGAUGGUAAGAGGAAGAAGAAGGUCAACGCGAAGAAGGGGAAGCAGCAGCAACAGAAGAAGAAGGUGAUGACAAAGAAGAAGGGCGCCAAGGAAGUGACAAAGAGAGUGUCGCCAACAAAGAAGCUGAAGGUUGAGCCUGUCAAGCAACAGAAGGCUGCUGUGGAGGAAGAGGAGCCAAAGACAACGCCAAAGCCAAAGAUCGAACCAAAGCCAGAACCAUCUUCAGAGUCCGAUCACUAUGUUGACAUGUGGUGUGAGUUGUUGGACAACCAGACACAACAAUGGGUUGUGGUGGACGUUGUCAACAGGAGGAUACAGAAGCCACAUUUGCUGGAACCAAAGAACAACCCAUUCUCCUAUGUAUUUGGAUUCAAUCAGGAUCAUGUCAAGGAUGUCACAUCAAAGUAUACAAACAACUAUAUUGGCUCAAGAUUGAAACGAAUGCCAACUGGUCCAGCCGUCCAAUGGUACAUCGAUCUCAUGGAGCCUCUCAAUCCCCACACAGACAGUCCAGCCAACAAACAAGAGGACCUGGAUAUCGCCAAGAAGGAGUCAGUCGCUCCCGUUCCACAAAGCUUUGCUGGCUUCAAGUCACACCCAGUAUACAUAUUGGACAAAGAUAUACCAAAGUACUGUGCAGCUGACCCACAAGCCAAACCACUUGGCAAGUUCAAGGACAACAGCUACUACCAUCGCUCAACUAUCAAGACAUUGCAUGUGAUGGACAAGUGGAUACAAGCAGGUAGGAUGAUCAUGGAUGGAGAGCAACCAGUAAAGGUGGUGAAAGGGCGCUCAGCCUCGUCGCCACACGCACAGUUGUUUGGCGAGUGGCAGACAGAGGUGUAUCGGCCGCCAAAGAUCAUCAACGGAUACGUACCGGUCAACACAUUUGGAAACGUCAACAUGUUCAAACCAGAGAUGGUGCCGAUUGGUGGCGUGCAUCUGAAGCAGCGUGGACUGGUCCGAGUCGCCAGGAGACUGAGCAUCUCGGUCGGUCCAGCCAUCGUGGGCUGGGAGGUUGGUCGUUGUCACUCACACCCAGUCAUCCAAGGUGUGAUCGUGGCGCGAGAGAAUGCCAAGCUGCUAAUCGAGGCAUGGAUAGAGGAUCACAGGAACCGACUCAAGGAGGUCAAGAGAAAGAAGCAAGAGGCCAUCGUCAAUCGCUGGAAGUCAUUCUACAAGGCACUACUUGUCAAAGACUAUGUCCAAUCGACCUAUGGCAAAGAGGACAUAUCCACCACUCAUCGACUAGUCAGUGAGGAAGAUGACCAACCUUUACAAAGCAUUAUUACCUACUCAUCCGACUCAACAUCAUUAUCCAACAGCAAACAAGUCACUCAAACACCUACAUCCACGCCAACAUCCACGCCCACAAAGACUACACAAUCAUCUCCAACGACAACCACGACGACAACUACAACUACGACUACUGCCAAAACUUCAACAAAGACAACAACAUCCAAUAUAGAAGAGGACGAGUAUGAUGACCCAGACUUCACCCCAGCGAUCAUACACAAACCAUUGAGCAAAGGAAUCAAGAGUAGAAGAACGAAGUAG